Venturia canescens is the source of this 3537-nucleotide messenger RNA. Its product is annotated as slit homolog 2 protein-like. Gene Ontology annotation, molecular function: protein binding. The record is from RefSeq and is a predicted model, not a curated record. The coding region runs from base 507 to 2567 and encodes 686 amino acids. The transcript has a single exon. NCBI's taxonomy places the organism in Eukaryota, Metazoa, Arthropoda, Insecta, Hymenoptera, Ichneumonidae.
GCAGGUGAUACGAAAAAAAAACGAGGAGGAAAGAAAGAAAGAAAAAAAGAAAAAUGAUGACAGAAUAAUACAGUGUCAAGAUGAAAAAUUCUUUCUCCGUCGGUCCAUGCGCGCAUCUCAGGUUUGUUUGUACGCGUGCGCUCGCGAACCCCUUAUCGAAUUGGAGAGAGAAAGUACGUGUGUACGUAGGCCAUGGUGUAUAGGUCGAUGAACAGAAAGUUGGAAAGCGGGGGCGCAGGGACAUCAGUUCCAGAGGACUCUUGGGGUCCAUGGAAGGAUGCGCGCAUAUUAAAUUUCUCCAGUGUGUUAAGCGUGACGCUACGAGCUCGAGGAUCGCCCGAGCAAAGUUUGUUGAUUAGAGUUUAUCGAACUUUUCGUUUAUUUGGCUCGGCAUGAAAAUGUGCAGAAUCAAUGGUGAAUCGGGAAAUAUAUUAUCGUGGAAAAUACGCGUUAUCGAAAAUCCGAGGAACUUGGAAAGCGACACGUGAAUAGGGCUGCUCGGUGUGAUGUGGCAGAGGCUGUCCCUGGUGCUUCUACUCGUCGCCUCCAUGGCGAGGAGCAGUAGCAGCAGCGGCUCAACUUCGUGUCCGCACAAUUGUCAAUGUGUCAUCGUCACGAAUGCUCAGCUGGACGAUCAAAUUGACAACAACAACAACAACAAUAACAACAACAGUAGUUGGCUGGAGGCACGUUGCAACGGGGCUCCGAGACUCGAGACCUUGCCGGAAAAGACGCAGAGCCUCGUCGUCAGAGAAACGAGUAAUAACGAGGCGAUAACGAGGCUCGUACUAGAUCUUGAGGAGUCCGGAAGCGUAAGUCUGCGUAAACUCGCUUUCGUAAAUUGUUCUUUGACUAAUUUCAACGUGACAGUGAGUAAGCUCUCGAAAGAUUUUCUUGUUUCUCUUGAAUUAACGAACAACGAGGUAGCCGAUUUUGAAGAAUUGAGAAUAGUCGAUAGCAGGCGCCUCGGCGAGCUCGAUCUCACCGGUAAUCGUUUGGCUCGCAUAAAAUCGGAAGCUUUCCUUCAUUUCGGUGAAUUGUUGAAGUUGAAUCUGCGAAGAAAUGCGAUAGAAACGAUUGAGAAGAACGGUUUCGCGGGCCUCGAUCGUCUGGAGAGUCUCGAUCUUUCGGACAAUCGUUUGGUCAACCUGGCCGGGGACACUUUCGUACCGUUGAGCUAUCUGAAAAGUUUGAAUAUCAGUGGUAACAGACUCGGUGUUUUGGGUGAAGAGUGGUUCGACAAUCUCGGAGGUUUUCGUAAUCUCGAACUCGAGGAUCGUCACCAGUUGCGUCAACAACCGGAAACGAGCAGCAGAAGCGAAGACGUCGAGCUCUCGCUGGUCCUCGGAAGUCUUCAAAGAUUGGAAACGAUUGAUGCCUCGCGCAUCGGUCUCGAACGCGUACCCUCCGCGCUGACGAGAUCCGUCAGGUUCCUCAAUCUCGCCGGUAACCGACUGACGCUCAUCCGUGGCGGUGAUUUCGACAGUUAUCCAUUACUGCGCGUUCUCGAUCUCUCGUACAAUUUCAUAAGCGUCGUGGAAAACGAUGCCCUCGGGCGUCUCGAGAUACUCGAAAAGCUCGACAUCGCGGGGAAUCGUUUGCGCGAUUUGCCACAGAGUCUUCCAUGCGGUCUCCGGGAGUUGAUACUGCGAGAAAAUUUUAUCGUUAAAUUGCGCAGGCACGAUCUCGAAGCGUUGACGAAACUCGAGAGCCUGAUUCUCAAUCAAAACAACAUAAGCGAAAUUGAGGAAGGCUCCAUGUCUCAGCUGUUGCUUCUGAACGAGCUCGACAUAUCGAACAAUCCGAUAAAGCAAUUACCGGCCGAUACUUUUGGAGGGCCCGGUAAUAUCGUUACUCUCCGUAUGUCCUAUCUCGUGUCGCUUCAAUGGGAAUCGGAAAAACGCGCUGACAUGGCUUUCCCAGUACCGGCACCGGAGAAACUAGUUUCUCUCGAUCUCACCGGAAGCCCCGUUCUCGCAGCUCAAUUACUCGCUGACGAGGCUGCGCUCUCCGCCUGCAAGAGCCUUCGGACUCUGGACCUCACUCGCACCAAUAUCACGGAGCUCAGAUCGGAUCUUCCAUAUUUGCUUCCACAACUGAAGACUCUUGGACUCUCGGACAAUCGAUUAAAUUGCACAACCGAUGAAGAUCGUAUAAACUGGCUCGCGAGAUGGCUCAGAGAGCACGAGGAAAUUUCACCGUCCGGAGAGUGCAGAUUUCAUAACGGCACUCGAGCGAUUCUCUCUCAAUUGCCAAUACCGGAUAUCGAGUCAACGAGCACGUCGACGACGACGACGACGACAACGACAACGACAACAGUUUCGGUGAAAAAAUACUCCAACGUAAAUAGCCCUUCUUCUCUCGAUGACCCUCGAGGCUCUUCCGAACAACGAAGAAUCACUACAGCCCUCGGAGCACAUCCCGGAAUCCUCGUUCUCGCUGCCGCAGUUAUCGGCGCUUUGGUCCUCGCAAUCAGCUUCGUAAUCUCACGGAAACGGAGCCAAACGAGCGCGGAACUUGUUGAAAAUUACGAACAACGUCGACCCAUCAUUACCGAGCUCUGGUGAGCUCGUUAUUUCGGCUCGUAUCAUACACGCUCGCUCAGACGCUUUUCAAACAUCAAACGACACACGCUACGUGACAAUAAAUGUACGAGUUGAUCGCGUCAAUCCUCCUCUCUCAUACACGAGUUAAGCAUUCAAAUAACACACCACACGAAUCCAGCCACAACUUCACUCUCCUCUUCACAGCUCUAACAACUUUGCUCUUAAACUUCUCUCCACUAAAAUAUACAACGGCUGUUUCCUCGCCAAACCUUUUCUUUGCUUCAAAACCUCUGUUAUAUCAAGAUUCAAAAACUUUUCACGAUUGUACAAAUAUCUUAAGCACCGGACAUGUUCCAAACCUCAUCAGCACUGUUUUCCUCCAGUAAACAUGAAAAAAGCUAUCGUCGAGAUAUUUUCUAAACAAAAUAUUUAUCGAAAAAUCAUCAAACAACGAAGAAAUUUGGUGAUUUUUCUCAAGGCAUAUCAUUUUUUCGAUUUUAUCCCGAAAAAACUGGACGAGAUCGAUGAAAUUUAGUUAUAAAUCGAUAAAAAUUAAUGGCCAACUAAAAUUUUAAAACGAGGGUUUGUAAAGCAACGAGCGAGGUUGAAUAUUUUUCAAUUUUUUCAAAUUGUCGCUCGACACGGAAAUAGAGAUGUUGAAGUGUGGGAACGUGAAUUUCAAAGAAGAGCUGUAGAGAGUGGAAUUGUUGUGUAGUGGUCGCAAACAUGCGAGGUCGAUGAUACAACAAACACAUUAAGUGCUCGAAGCACCAAUGAUGCGAAGUUACCAAAAACGAAGAAAACAAAAAAAUGAACACUGAAACACGCACACACACACGCACACACACACACACAAAUAAAUCUCAGAGUACAGAUUAAUAAUAAUGAGCGAUAAUUUUUAUGAUAAUAAUGAAGAGACUAGAUAUUAUCUUUCGUAAAUUAACCCAGUGUCAAGCUACGAUUACGUUAAUAAACCGUUGUACAAAGGUAA